Molecule: messenger RNA, 2176 nt
Organism: Ictalurus punctatus (channel catfish)
Lineage: Eukaryota; Metazoa; Chordata; Actinopteri; Siluriformes; Ictaluridae
Product: glycine N-acyltransferase
Cellular component (GO): mitochondrion
Molecular function (GO): glycine N-acyltransferase activity
Source: RefSeq, a predicted model, not a curated record
UGAUAAAUCCAAUUUCAUCUUUGCCUUAAAAAUCACUUUUAAACAAGCAUUCUUUUUCUAAAUCUUAUUUAUUACUUCCCAUGCAUGAUUUAUUAUUUUCAUGUUUUCAUUUUAAUUAAGGUUAUGAUUAGUUUUAUGCGUCAUCCGUGAACUUGAAGCACGUGUUAAUCGCAGUGAACCUGAAAUUUAUUUUACAGAUACGUUGAGGGCGAAAGCACACACUAUAUGAGACUGUGUUAUCUCUUUGUCAGAGAGUAAAUGAAGCGUCGACCCAGUUGCCGUCUGCCUAUUUAAUUGGUUAAAAGAAAACACACAACGCAGACACCAACCAGUUACACUCACUUCAACAGGUAGACAGGUCAGGUGACAGAAGCAGACCUGCCAGGUAAUAUCUCUGACAGAGCAGGAGGAGAGGCAGGUGGAGAGGCAGAGUCACAGCCAUGAAGGUGCUGAAUAAGGAGGAGCUGAAGAAAGCAGAGGAAGCGCUCAGGCAUUACUUUCCCCAGUCACAGCAGGUGUAUGGAUAUGUUUUUAUGAUUAAUCGAGUAGAAGCUGAUCCCAUAGAUGUGCUGGUGGACCAGUGGCCAGAUUUUAAUGUGCUACUCAUCAGACCACAACGGCAGGAGAAAGCUGACCUAUUCAAGGACAUGUGCGUUUUUACUAAGGAUGAAACAACUCUCAGGAGCAUACUGAACAGGACAGACGUUAUUGACUGGAAGCAGUACCUCUGUCUAAGUGUUGAUCUGUGCCACGAGGAGAUGCUAAAGUUUGUAGCAGCGAGCAGAAGCGUGCCAAUGAGAAAAGAUCAUGUCUGCUACAUGAUGAAACUGCAAAAUCCAUCCAACCUUACAACUGAAAGGUUUCCCGUACAAGUGUCCUCACUUAACGAGUCUCACCUUGCUUUGGUCAAUAGCACAUGGAAGUUUGGCAUGGGUGAAUUCAGUGAACGGUUCGUCAGGGACAGGAUCAUGAAUUUCCCUUCGUGUUGUGUGCUGGACUCAGAGGGUCAGCCGGUGUCAUGGAUAUUGACCUGUGCUUCCUGUGCGAUGGGAAUGCUGUACACAAUGCCGGAGCACAGACGGAAAGGCUACGCCAAAGCCCUGGUCACCAUAAUGGCAAAGAAACUGCAUUCAGAGGGCUACCCAGUGUACUGCUUCAUUGAGGAGGAGAACCAGUUGUCCUACAUUCUUUACCAGUUUAGGUUUCACUACGGAUCCGUCUUACAGGGCUGCUUGGAUUAACUUUAAUUAAUCAUGUUAGUUUGUUUUAGAUUUUAUUCAGUUUUAUACAAAUGCUUCCCUCACCAUUCCAUAAACUUUACCUGGUAUAACAACUUGAAUCAUUGAAAGUAGUUUGGGACAAGGAACAUUCCUGUCAUGACUGCACGAUUGAAGGGUGUGUUCAGCAGACAUUCAUUAUCUUAUCCACACGUACCCCAUGACUGGUUGGCUGUCCACUCCUCCUUUAUCAUAUCAUUGUUCUUGCAUUAAGUAAAACAAAUAAAACCAUGAGAAAACAACUUAAUGUUUAUUAUGUUGUUAGUUGUUAAUCUUGUGUGUUCUGUAAACUAAACAGGUGUAUAUGCAUAUUGUAGAAACCCCAUACCAAAUGUCUUUUUCCAGAAGUCGAAUGAUAUCUCAUUUAAACAAGUUAAACACCAAACCCAGUCUUGUAAAUUGUACAUAAAAAGUGAAUUAUUUUGUACCCCUCUCUGGAUUGAUACCUUUUGAUGAGAUCCCAUAUACCCUUUGUCAGCUCUUGGGUUCAGUAGUAAACAGUACAGCCGAAGAACCAUCAUUUCUCCAACCUUUUGUUGUCAUUCCCUGGUGUAAAUAAACAUUUUAUUACUGAACAAUUUUGGUUUAUUAUUAGACUACCACAGAUACUGGAACAACACGGGCUGCAAUGAAAGAAGAGGGGGAAAGAGGAAUAAACAAAGUUGAAUCAUGAGAAAACAACUUAAUGUUUAUUAUGUUGUUAGUUGUUAAUCUUGUGUGUUCUGUAAACUAAACAGGUGUAUAUGCAUAUUGUAGAAACCCCAUACCAAAUGUCUUUUUCCAAAAGUCGAUUGAUCUCAUUUAAACAAAUUUCAACACCAAACUCAGUCUUGUAAAUUAUACAUAAGUGUUAUUGUUUUUUCUAUUGGAUUAUAAAAUUAAAUUGUAUUUUUACUUGA